This is a messenger RNA of Kwoniella botswanensis, 285 nucleotides long. RefSeq lists its product as uncharacterized. Bases 1 to 285 code for a protein of 94 amino acids. The record is from RefSeq and is a predicted model, not a curated record. The transcript has a single exon. NCBI's taxonomy places the organism in Eukaryota, Fungi, Basidiomycota, Tremellomycetes, Tremellales, Cryptococcaceae.
AUGUCUUCUGCUCAACCCGAUAACAAAACGUCCACCACAGGCUCCAAGCCAUAUAACCCUUCCGCAGCACUGGACAAGAUCUUAGCGGAUUCCACAGCCAGAUAUGCCCCGCUCAACACCGCUGAUCAUGGGAGUGACCUGAACCCGACCAAGCCCGGAACCGAUUACCAGUUUUCUCCCGGUUCGCAGAGUGCCACUGCGGCGAGUUUACAAGGAUCCAAGGAUACCUCUCAGCCGACCACUCAGAGCGAUAGAGCUAAUGCUGCAAUUUUUGGUCUUUACUGA